Magnolia sinica is the source of this 992-nucleotide messenger RNA. RefSeq lists its product as uncharacterized. Gene Ontology annotation, molecular function: RNA binding. The transcript is spliced from 2 exons. The coding region runs from base 120 to 776 and encodes 218 amino acids. The record is from RefSeq and is a predicted model, not a curated record. Gene Ontology annotation, cellular component: nucleolus. Lineage: Eukaryota; Viridiplantae; Streptophyta; Magnoliopsida; Magnoliales; Magnoliaceae.
UACGAUUCGAAUUCCAAGUUCCAAACUAUCCCUGAUAUUUGUUCUGUAGCCGCUAGGGUUUUGGAAAACCCUAGGGCUCUUUUCUUUUUUAGGGUUUCACCGUGCAAUCCAACGAAGCCAUGUCAUCCAUGGAGAUCGAAAGGGUUUCUUCAGAGCUCAAAUCCGGACCUGUUCUUCCUCCAUCAAAGCCCAAGUUCGAGCCUCUCAAAGCCCAUGAGAUGUCCGACGGCCGAGUUCAGUUCCGGAAAGUCUCCGUCCCUCCGCACCGUUACACGCCCCUGAAGAAAGCAUGGAUGGAAAUCUACACGCCCAUAUACGAACAGAUGAAUAUCGACAUCCGUAUGAAUCUCAAGGCCCGGAAAGUGGAAUUGAAGACAAGACCAGAUACUCCAGAUGUCAGUAACCUACAGAAGUGUGCGGAUUUUGUCCAUGCCUUCAUGCUUGGAUUUGAUGUCAUCGAUGCAGUUGCGCUUUUGCGUCUGGAUGAUCUCUAUGUGGAUUCUUUUGAGAUCAAGGAUGUCAAGACGCUUCGAGGUGAGCACCUCUCUCGUGCAAUCGGGCGGCUAUCGGGCAAAGGCGGUAAGACAAAGUUUGCAAUCGAGAAUUCCACGAGGACACGAAUUGUGAUCGCGGAAACAAAGAUUCACAUACUAGGAUCCUUCUUGAACAUAAAGGUCGCAAGAGAUUCUCUUUGUAGUCUCAUAUUAGGAUCACCAGCAGGUAAAGUCUAUUCCAAACUUCGGGCGGUUACUGCUAGAUUGGCAGAGAAGUUUUGAUUUUGCAUUUUUCUUUCAUCCAUAUUUGGCAUCUGGUUAGUCCAAUUGGGUCAUUUGCGUUAUUGCUUAUGCAAGUUACAAUUUCUUGGCGUGAGAUUAGAGGGCAGGUUUUUCUUUUCUUUCUUUCUUUCUUUCAUCCGGUUCAAUGUUCCAAAUGAGAAUUUUGAUAUAUUGUUUUGAUAUCUUAAAGAAGUGAUGGGAUGAUAUGAGGGCGUA